Geodia barretti is the source of this 212-nucleotide messenger RNA. The record is from the annotation of a GenBank genome assembly. NCBI's taxonomy places the organism in Eukaryota, Metazoa, Porifera, Demospongiae, Tetractinellida, Geodiidae.
AUGUCAUCAACGACUUGGCUCUAAUGGAUAACCCUUAUAUUGCAGGGAACUAUAGUGAUUAUGUGCUACCAGCCCCGUCCUCGAGUGCCGACAGCAAAAUGACUGUCACACCAGCAACAACAGGACAUGCUACUGUUGUUACUACUGGACGUAAAGAUGGCGGAAAAACAUUGACGUUUUCUGCAGCUGUGAGCGAGAAAACGACACCCACA